This is a messenger RNA of Colletotrichum scovillei, 3440 nucleotides long. RefSeq names its product glycosyl hydrolase family 18. Gene Ontology annotation, biological process: chitin catabolic process; carbohydrate metabolic process. The transcript has 4 exons. The record is from RefSeq and is a predicted model, not a curated record. Gene Ontology annotation, cellular component: extracellular region. Gene Ontology annotation, molecular function: chitin binding; chitinase activity. Bases 1663 to 2760 code for a protein of 365 amino acids. Lineage: Eukaryota; Fungi; Ascomycota; Sordariomycetes; Glomerellales; Glomerellaceae.
CCCUGCUUAGUUGCCUACUACUAAUACGGUACUCCUAACCAUGGAUUCGAUCAGUUCUACAGCUCGAAGCCACAUCCAGGGACUGGGGUGUUUUCCCCAGCCUCGGCAUCCUAGCUUCAAAGGCUUCUCACCUUUAAGCGAAAAUCUCCCCCAGGUUACCAGAAAUAUCAAAUGACCGAGGAAUGACCAUCGGGUUCCAAUGUCGCUUCGUGGCUGACGGUGGCGCUUUCCAGAGCUAGUCGGAAAUAACGAGCAUGUCUCGAAUCUGGUUCCAAGUCUUCUGCCAGUUUCAUGCCGAAAUUAGUCUUGCUGCAAGUGUUCAUUCAAAUCGCUUCUCUCCGUGGUUCGGCAACCUGAUCCGGUUAUGGCAAUAUCAACGUCCGUGUGCAAGAGCCGAACGAACUUGCUAUGCAACGAGGCUGGAUGACCAGCCGUGGAGCACUCAAGAUCCUCCUAGACCGUACCUAGUUUGCCGACCAGUCCGACGUCUGAUUGCCAGAGAAACAGGCACCACAACUACUGAGCCCAUCAUUGCAGCUCGCUAGACCAAAGCUCUCCCCCGCUAUUGCCCUGCCGCCCUGCCGUGGGCACAACGGCGAUGUUCGCAUUGGCGACCGAGAGUAACCACGGCAGGAAUGCGGCUGUUCACCACCAUGCUCGCGCCUAAACAAUAACACAACAAGGCACAGACCUGGGCGUCAAGAACUUUUGGGGCGCUGGCCUGGCUCCCUAGGACCUAGGUACAUCACAGCUAAGACCUGCAUGCAAGGCCGGGCGAGCGUGGAGAAUCCAGCUGGAAGACGCAGAAGAAGUGGACGAACAAAGAUGAAGAGGAAGAGGAAGAAGGACCAAAGUAGCGGUGCGGUGCGCAGGGAUCAUUCCUGUUCGUUGCAACCCUGAUCGUCAACUGCCGCCAAGGGUCGGUGGUCGUGGCCGAAGGCCGGCUUCGAACUGAGGGAACAGACUCGCGCUGGUGCUAACUCACAGACAGAGAGAAGAGAGAGUCAGGACGCCGACGAGCGAGCGAACUAAUCAAAACAAUGGCGCGAGUGGCCGGGCAUGGCCGCCCUACUAUUACGAUGCCUUGCAAUUUGGCUUUGGCAGCCAUCUCCUCAUCCUUCUCCGCCUCUUCGUCUCUGGUACAUGGACGUUUCUCUCACUCGUCCAGAUCUCUCAUAUAUGACUUGACAAAAAGUCUCUACACCAUCCAUCCCCCUGCAAGCGCAAAUGCAUCCAAGUACUCACUCCCUUCGCACCCCCCAUGAUCCAUCCUUCACCCCCAACCCAAUUAUGUCAUGCAUCAUGGCUUCAAAGUAUCCUGGACCCUCUUGUAAUUUUGAUACCCGUCCCUUGGUCUCCACCGCCUCGAACAAGGCCUUAUACUACCUUGCCCGUCCCGCAUUCGCUCACCGUCGCAUUUGGCUUGUCACUCCCGUGCUGCGGUGUCUAGCUAGAUAUAUAGACACUUCUCCAUGCUGUUUGGAGCCACAGAGGUUCGCGCUUGCUGCCUGACCGAACAGCUCAUUGCUCAAACAUGCAGCUUUGGGUUCAAGUCCUUUUCUUCAUAUACUGUCCUUACUACCGUUCCCUUGUCACAUUGACUGCCAGAGUUGCUUUUCUUUCCGACUUUCCGAACCCUGCCUCUCUUUCUUGAACAGUCUUAUGGCAACCAGAGUCAAGAUGAGUUCUUCAUCGUCUUCGCGCAAGUCGCGCAGAACGACUAGCAUCUCCAACGUCAUGUACACCAACGCGGUCUACUUCCCCAACGAACGGAUAUACCAAGGCGACACGCCGGGCGCCAUGAACUAUGGCUGCAUCAACCAUGUGUAUUACGCCUUUGCCAAUAUUUCGCCUGAUGGAGGUGUUUUUCUGAGCGACGAGUGGGCCGAUGCCCGCGCACCAGUCGAUGGCGUCCAGGGUGGCCUAGGGUCUCUCAUGCACCUCAAGCAGAAGCAUCCCCAUUUGCAAGUUAUUCUAUCCAUCGGGGGCGGCAAUUCCAGUGCCGUGUUCCCCGUGAUAGCUGCAAAUACACUCUACAGAGAUAACUUUGCACGGUCUGCGAGAGGCCUGGUCGACGCGUCGGGCUUGGAUGGCAUUGAUAUUAUGUGGGAGUAUCCUUGUGAUUCUCAGCAGGGCCACCAUUUCCUUGCUUUGUUGGCGGCUGUUCGCCUUCAUAUGCCCGAAAGUCAUUAUCUCCUUACUGCUGCGUUACCUGCCAGCCGAGCGAUCUUGCAGUACAUCGAUCUGCAACGAACGGCCGACUACGUCGACUACCUCAACCUCAUGGCGUACGACUUCGCCGGCACAUGGACACACAGAAGCGGCCAUCACGCACAAUUGUAUGCAAUGAGCAAGGACGAAACCUCGGGCGCAUCUACCGUGCAGUAUCUGGUCUCGCAAGGCUUUCCCUCGCAAAAGAUCCUCCUCGGCAUUCCCCUCUACGGUCGCAGCUUUCUUCAUGCCACUGGGCCGGGACAAAAGUUCAAGGGAAGUGGCGGGAACAAUGGGACAUUCGAGUACAACCAACUUCCCCGUCGGGGAACGAAGGAAGUCAUUGACAAGAAGUCUAUCGGGGCCCAAUGCGUUGGAGCAGAUGGCGGCUUCGUCACUUAUGAUAACCCCGAUACGGUGAAGAUGAAGGCUGCAUUUUGCAAACAAAAGAGCCUAGGAGGACUAUUCUACUGGAGCGGACCAGCAGACGCAAAGGAGAGCUCACGGAGUCUCAUAGCCACCGGAUUCAGAGCUCUGCAUAGUUCCUGAUGGGCUAAUUUACCUCAGAAUGGAUCACCUAGAGUGCGUCCAAGACAUUCAGCAACAGUCCGCCGACACGUGUCGGCAAACCUCGGCCUCACGGGCCGGAAGGCAGUGACAGACAGACGAUAAUUGCAUUUACGCGGAGUAAGGGGAUCGACAGCAUCUGACAAGGGGGGCGACAUGGCGUUCUUUUUUCCUCCUUUAAUUCGGCGACCUGCAUCACGGACUUGUUUCUUACUCGAUUUUCGACAUUUGCUCAGUUUUUACGAAUGAUUCCCCCUUGAACCUUUUUGAUCGACGCAUCACCAGGCGGCGGCGGCAUGACUGGAUUUUUGGGGGCGGGGAAAGGACACUUAAAAAUUUGGGGCGGCUGAUGAUAUCCCACGCGUGGACCAGGGGUGGCGGUGUAGCUGACUUUGCAUGGCAUCAUAUGGCUUCUCUCACGAUUUCUCUACCUUCACGACGGUUUUGCAUCAUGACUCAUAUUAUAGAAGAAAGCGAGACGAGGGAGAGGGUGGCAUUGGGCGGAAAUAUCUGGUGGAUGGGAAACAAAUUUGUAUUUCUUGGUAGGCGUCUGGGCGCGUGGGACGCCGUUGACUCGCGUGGGCGACUCUGUCUCUCGGUCUCUCACGGGCUCUUACGACGAGAAAGCCGGAGGCCUGGAGCAAAUUCAAUGGAACACACAG